AUGAAAAUCUUCACUCUAAUCAUUCUUGCUUAGAUUGCUAUAGUUUUACAUGGAGAUAUCUGCUUUGAAAAGAAACAAUUUCCAAUGCAUUUCUUUCCAUAAAUAAAUGAUUAGCAGACUUAAAUUACUUAGAUUCAAGUAUUACAGGAUUCUGGAAGUAUUUUGUUCGGAGGAUACUAUGAAUACAGAAGUUAAGCAUAUAAAUUCCCAUUUCUUGGAUACUAUUAUAGCUCUACAAAUCGUAAUAGACUCAAAUGGUUUUAGAUAUAUUACGCUCUUGACACUAAUUCAAAUAGUUUAAUUGCUGAAGUAUAUUCGUUUGAUGUAAAAUAAUAUAAGAUAGCAAUAAUCUUUACUAACAUUAAUGAUUAAACCAAUGUAUUUGCUCUAUUACACUUAAAUGAUGGUACUGUAAUUUCAGCUCUAACUUUUUAAAACACAUAUUACGAUGUCUUGCUUCAAUAAGUAGUAAUAGGAGAAUAAGACUUCAUCUAUAUGAUUCAGUUUGAUUAAGCAUAAAAUAGCAUCAUUAAACUGGAAAGCGAUUUGUCUCGUGUUUUGUGGUCAGUAUAUAUCUAGCUAGCAAAUAAUUUAUAACUUGAACCGAAGUCAAUAAUAUUCCAAGAUAGUGAAAUAAUAAUCGCAGGGAUAUUAGCAGCACCCAACAAUAAGGCUUAUUCAGCAAAUAUAAAACUAUCAACCUCUGGUGCCAUUAGCUCUUAAAUUGAUUACGAAGUAGGUGGAACUUGGAAUGAGAAAAAUGGCUUAGAAACUUUCUAUUAGUACGCUGACACAAAUAAUGAUCUCCUAAUAGGAUGCAUGCAAAAAACUGAAGUAUUUUAUUUCGCUGUUAAUGCAUUUGGCUUUUACAUACUUUAACUCUCAACUUUAGGUUUGAAGAUCUCCUAAUUUGCUAGCAGUGCCACUUCGGCCUUUAUUUGCAAUGGGAUUUUUACUACUUCUACACAUAUUGAGAUUUUUUUUUAUUUCAUCUAAUCUUACUCACUUUUUAGAAUUCAGAUUCCUAUUUAAACAUUAAGUGCACCUGCUACUUACAUUAAUACAGGUUUAUAGUUCACCUAUCGAUCUGGAUAUCAUUUGUAUUCAAGAAGAAUAUUCUAAUAUUAAACUGGUUUCUUUUUAGGAGGUUAAAUAGAAAGUAGUACAAAAUUUCAUGCAACUCUUAUAGCUUAUGAUUUACCUAAUAAUUUUUUUGUAUCCAAGCAAGGAGUUUUUCCAUAUUCAGAUUGCUCUGACCGGAUUGCACUUGAAUUCGUGGUUAAUUCAGUAUCAAGUUAGCAGGAAAUUAGCAGAUUUCUAUUAACAGGAGUAGCUCCAAUCAAUCUUAUACUGACAAAAUAGAACUCAUUCGAAUAUGUGGUUGGAGAAGAUCCCAUAACUUUUAUUCUUCUCCUGCCAAUUUUAAGUGAGCCAACAUGCUUAUUGCAAACAGAGUAUAAAUUAUCAUCAUAAAAAAAUGAUUUCUCAAACUUUAUUGAAUUUGACCAGCAAAAUUUGUGUUUUAAGAUCUAUAAUUCUGCUAAUAACUCAUAGCUAGAAUAUAAAACUUACUUGAUGCAACUUACUAUCAAAGCUUAAGUUAAUGCUUAUACAACUCAAACUAUAAUUUUAGCGUAACAAGCAAAUUUUAAGAUUAGAUUGAAGAGAAAUAUUUAGCUAUAAUAGGCUCCAAAAUUUGAAAAAAAUCUUGAGAGUAAUCAGAUAUUUACAGGUUAAAAAUAUAUUUACCAAUUACCAAGAGUUAUUUAUGAGCAAGAUGAAUAGUAUUUGAUAGCUUAUGAAUCUUUAAUUUAAGCAGAAAAUUUCACUUAAUUUGACCUUGGGAAGUUUGAAUUUUAUCCCUUGCUAGAUAGCGACGCUGGAAUCUAUCUAUAUCAAGUAAUGGUAUUUCUUAUUGAUGAUCCUGAUUUCAGCAGCACUUUUACAUUUAAUUUAGAGGUUAAAGCAAGAAAUAUUAAUGGAAUCAAUUAGCUAUUAUAUAGCAUCUAAGAUUACUAGAAAAUAACAGAAUCACCUGAGAAUCUCAAAGCAAAGAUAAAAAUGAUUGAUCAAUUAGGGAGCAUUCAAAUAAAAUUCGAGAAGUAAAUAUUAAAAUACGAGAAUAUUAGUCUUUUUAUCUAAGAUUAUUUGCAUAUCAAUUUGAUUAGUCAAAUUUCACAGAAAGCGAUUAAAUUAGACUAUAAUAUGAUUAGUUUCUUUGCUGAUGAACUCCACCUUUAGUUGCUAUUUACGAAUAUUGAUAGAGAAACUAUUUCAAAAUCAAAUGUAAUUCAAUAUAUUGUUAAAUUAAACUUAGAUUGA
Molecule: messenger RNA, 2322 nt
Organism: Stylonychia lemnae
Lineage: Eukaryota; Ciliophora; Spirotrichea; Sporadotrichida; Oxytrichidae
Source: the annotation of a GenBank genome assembly